UCGCCAUCCUCGGCUUCCACAGCGACUCUCACCUCUUCACUUUUCUCUUCAUAUCAUUGCUUUUCCUCAGCGAGGAAGCCAGUGACCUUUGAUGUCCACUAUUGUACCUACACGUCGUGCGCUGCGAAACACACGCACGGCAACAGCAAAAGAUGCUGAAAAUGCCAACGCACGUCCUUCACGAAUAAACACCCGCGCGAAACCCCCAUCCUCUUCCGCCAACAAUAGUGGUGCUACAUAUAGCAUCGUCAAUCGUGCUACCGGUGCAACUGCGGCUUCCAGAGCCAAGAUCAGCGUUAAUGGCGAUCCAAAAAGCGACCAUCCUGUUUCAAAACGAAAGCGAGAGGCUCUCGGCGAGGUCACAUCCUUGGUCGCGAACAAUAAACCUGGUGGCAAGGGUAAAAACAAGGAGAUCGCUCAGAAGUUUGACGGUGUGGUCAUCAACAAGUCCAAGACCGUUCGGCAACCCCUUCGGACAGUCGCUAGUACCAGGCAGUCGACGACUAGUACCCUUGUCGACAACAACGAGCCUUUAGGUGAAAUCGCCGAAUCUCAAGAGAUUGACGACACCGCCAUGAUCGUUGAUCCACCGCCUCGCAAAGUUUUGCCUGCCCUCACCAUUCCGAAAUCUCUUGCCAACCUGCGCGACAUACCUCACACUCGUACAUCCGCUCGUCGAUCUGCUCAUCAGGCCGCCGACGAUGAUCUCGAAGCCGAGCGUGUCUUCAAGAAGGCGAGAACAUCUUCAGAUGCCCCAGAGGAUGCUGUUGAAGAGCAAUGGGCUGAUCAGCAUGAACUUGAUGCCUUAGAGGAGGAGGUUGAAGCGGACCCAAAUGGCCCGGAUUGGGAUGACCUUGAUCAAGACGAUGGAGAUGACCCGGUCAUGGUUAGCGAAUACGUUGUGGAAAUUUUCGAAUACUUCAAGAAGAUAGAGGUACAAACUAUGCCUAAUCCUAACUAUAUGGCGAAUCAAAAAGAUCUCGGAUGGACCAUGCGUGGUAUUCUUUUCGAUUGGCUCAUUGAGUUACAAGAGCGUUUCCGCUUACUUCCCGAAACGCUUUUCCUUUGCAUGAACAUUGUCGACCGUUUCCUUUCGGCCCGUGUCGUCUCUCUCGCUAGACUCCAACUUGUAGGUGUGACGUCAAUGUUCAUUGCUGCCAAAGUGGAGGAAAUUGUCUGUCCUUCUGCGGAGGAAUUCCUCGCUCAAACCGAAGCUUCCUACUCUGUCGCAGAUGUUUUCGGGGCUGAGCGAUACGUAUUGAAAACCUUGAACUGGAACCUCAAUUACGCGAAUCCCGUGCAUUUUCUUCGACGUGUCAGUAAAGCAGACGACUACAAUGUGAAGGCCAGGACGAUUGCAAAAUACCUUCUCGAGAUUGCUUGUUUGGAAUGGAGGCUUAUUGCUGCACCACCCAGUCUGCUCGCUGCCGCUGCGAUGUGGCUUGCGCGUAUUAGUCUUGGUAGCGAAAUUUGGACCCCGAACUUGGCCCAUUAUUCUACCUAUUCUGAGAGUGUGUUGAUACCAACAGCGAAUUUGAUGUUGAACUAUAUCCUGAAGCCUAUCAAACACGAGUCUUUCUACCGCAAGUAUGCCCGCCGGAAGUACAUGAAGGUUAGCGUAUUCAUGAGGCGCUGGGCGAUGAACAGGUGGCAGGAGGGGAUCCCGGUCGAUCUGAAAGCAGAGCUGCCUGCCCUUAAAGCGGACUGUCAGGCGCAUCGGGCGCAGAAUGGGUUCGUCGAAGAUGGGGAAGACGAUGAAUUAUUGGUGGCGGAACAAGUUUUAGGCCUAAGGACCAAGUAAAACGGACUGUGCACAGACGAUACUUUUCUUUCAGCAUGUCAAUCACCUAUCGUCGUUUCAUAAUGUUCAACUUACGUUCUGGAGUCCAAUCCUCAUUUGUUCCAUCUUACUUUCGUCACCGUUACCAUAUUGC
Lentinula edodes (shiitake mushroom) is the source of this 1934-nucleotide messenger RNA. RefSeq names its product cyclin-like protein. Gene Ontology annotation, biological process: G2/M transition of mitotic cell cycle; regulation of cyclin-dependent protein serine/threonine kinase activity. NCBI's taxonomy places the organism in Eukaryota, Fungi, Basidiomycota, Agaricomycetes, Agaricales, Omphalotaceae. Gene Ontology annotation, molecular function: cyclin-dependent protein serine/threonine kinase regulator activity. The transcript is spliced from 5 exons. Gene Ontology annotation, cellular component: nucleus; cytoplasm; cyclin-dependent protein kinase holoenzyme complex. The record is from RefSeq and is a predicted model, not a curated record. Bases 92 to 1801 code for a protein of 569 amino acids.